Molecule: messenger RNA, 1572 nt
Organism: Aspergillus saccharolyticus JOP 1030-1
Lineage: Eukaryota; Fungi; Ascomycota; Eurotiomycetes; Eurotiales; Aspergillaceae
Exons: 2
Coding region: 1-1572 (523 amino acids)
Source: RefSeq, a predicted model, not a curated record
AUGUCCUUUUUCAUGGAUAUCUCGAUCAAGCACCUGAAUGAAUACCGCCCUUGCGAACCAUGGCGGCAAACUCUCAUGUUCUUCGCUCAAACAGUGCCAUCAGUGCGACAUGCUGCCAUUGCCCUGGCCUUAACUCACCGAAACUCUUAUCUGGUUUGUCCCUCGAACCAUCGAUUCCAGUAUCAAGCGCCUUCCUUGAAAGACCGACUACCGGAUCAAGCUCCUUUGCUUCACUAUACCCGCGCCAUCCAACUUCUGUUAAAUGCGGAGCAGCGUGACAGCGCCGAAACCACAGCGAUCACACUGUUGACAUGUUACCUCUUCACCUGUUUUGAUCAUCUGGUGGGCGACAACGUCCAAGCAGUCAAGAACUUGCGCGGGGGGGCGGCGCUCUCCCGCAGCAUCAUCAUCAACGCUACAUCGAACCGCUAUACCAAUGACGAUGCCCCAUUUUCAGGGAUCCACGCGAUUAUCAAUCAGGUUACCCAACAAAUCCGCCGCCUGGACAUGCAGGCUGUCAUGUUCCUGGUCGACUGGACUCCCGCCAACCUCCAAGAGACAUUCAAGAUGUCCCAUCUUGUCUUCUUCGACAACAGUCCCUUCCAGUCCCUCGACCAAGCCGCUGACUACCUCCAGAUCCUCGUCACUCAGGUAAUGCGCCUUCGCAACACCGGUCACCAGAUAUCCCCGACAGGUACGAUGCCACCGUUACCUUCUUGCCUCAACCACACCGUCCGCGGGCAGUUGAAAACAUGGUCGCGUCGCUUCGAAUUCUUCCUGCAGCUACCAGGCGGUAGCAGCAGCCCUUCUGCGCCAGCAUCUAACACCCAAGCGCUCAUAACACUCCUUCGCCUGCAAUAUACUAUCGCAUUGGUACUCCUCGAGGGAUCCGGACCCGGCCGAGAAAUGGACUAUGACAAGUUUCUGCCCCAAUUCCGGCAAUGCGUCGCACUUGCGGGUGAGGUCGCGGCGGCGCAUCACCGGUAUGUGGGGUCGUCGGCACGCGCGACAUUCACGCCGGAGAUCGGAUUCCUCCCCGUUCUUUACAUCGUCGGGGUCAAGUGCCGGCAUCCGGUGGUCCGCCGUCAAGUCCUCGAUAUUUUGCGACGGCAACCGAUGCGGGAGGCGGCGUGGGAUAGCAUCCUGACUGCUCGGAUAGUGGAGCGGGUCAUCGAGAUUGAAGAGAGUGGUAGUGGUGGUGUGGCUGAGCUAGAGCAAAUGGCACCACGGUGUAUGGAACAGAUUUCCAUAUGGCAGAGGAUCGAGGCAUUGUCUUAUACGUAUUUCCCACCGAAAGAAGAGCAAGAUCUACUCAGAGACCUUCUUUUUCUUCUUGAUGGAAAGCGCGCCCCGAUCACGUCGGAUACGGAGACCACCACGUCCUUCAGUUUUAGCGAUACGAGAGCUCAGGAGAUCAUCGAAAGAACUCGGGAGAGACAGAAGCAGUGGGAAGACCGAACAUAUCAAAUCAACAUCCAUGGGCACAAGGUCGUUCCUCGGGAGUACAGGCUCCGUGAGCAAUCCGUGAGUAUCUCAGAGCGCAGACAGAUCGUUCACGUGCUGCCCUCAUAA